AUGUGGCUGCUGCUGGUGGCCCUAUGCCUGCCCCAGGGCCUGGGCAGUGCCAUCCCCAUCGCUGAAGAACUACGCAACCCCGAGAGGUUCAUGAACAUCAGCCAGAAGAUCCGUUUCCAGGGCUAUCCCAGCGAGGAGUACGAGGUGACAACAGAGGAUGGCUACAUCCUCAGCCUCAACAGGAUCCCCCACGGCAGAGGGGGCGCUGGGCACUCAGCAUCCAGGACACCCGUGUUGAUCGUGCAUGGGUUUUCUUUGGAUGGUGGUGACUGGGUGGACAAUCUCCCCAACAACAGCCUGGCCUUCAUCCUGGCAGACGCGGGAUACGACGUCUGGAUCGGGAACAACCGGGGCAACAGCUGGUCCCGCGGGCACCUGUUCCUUUCUGUCCACCAGGAGAAGUUCUGGGAUUUCAGCUUCCACGAGAUGGCCAUCUACGAUCUCCCUGCCAUGGUGGGCUUCAUCAUCAUGCAAACCGAGCAGGAGAAACUCUUCUACGUGGGCCACGCUCAGGGCAGCUCCCUGGGUUUCAUAGCGUUUUCCAGCCUGCCACACCUGGGAGAGAAGAUCAAACUCUUCUUUGCUCUGACUCCUGGGUACACCUUGAAUCACAUCAGAAGCCCUGUGUUAAAGGUAGUAUUUCUACCAGAUGAGGUCCUGAAGCUAAGAUUUGGGACCAAAGAGCUGAGCCUGGUGAGCAGGAAGGACAGAGCCCUCCUUGCUGAGAGGUGCAGCAUAAUUCCAUUAGAUGAACUCUGUGAAAAUGAGAUCUUCCUUGUCGGCGGGUACAACAAGGACAACUUGAACGCGAGCCGACUGGAUGUAUACCUAGCUCAUUUUCCAGACUAUACAUCAGUAAAAACUCUUCUCCACUGGGGACAGACGGCCAAAACUGGGGAGUUCAAGCAGUUUGACUACGGGAUCCUGAAGAACCUGGAGAAGUACCACCAGUCCCACCCACCCUUCUACAGGAUCGAGGACAUGACGGUGCCGGUGGCCCUGUGGAGCGGGGGGCAGGACUGGGUGAACACCCCCCGGGAGAUCAAUCACCUGCUCCGCCGCCUCUCCAGCGUCAUCCGGCACGAGCAGUUCCCCGACUGGAACCACUUCGACUUCCACUGGGGCCUGGACGCCGCGCAGCGCCUCUACAGCCAGAUGCUGUCCCUCAUGGGCCAGUACUCAUGA
Molecule: messenger RNA, 1185 nt
Organism: Neopelma chrysocephalum (saffron-crested tyrant-manakin)
Lineage: Eukaryota; Metazoa; Chordata; Aves; Passeriformes; Pipridae
Product: lipase member M-like
Exons: 9
Coding region: 1-1185 (394 amino acids)
Biological process (GO): lipid metabolic process
Molecular function (GO): hydrolase activity, acting on ester bonds
Source: RefSeq, a predicted model, not a curated record